UUUUGUUUUGCCGGUUCCUUCCUGUCCACUCAACAGUUUCGGCAUACAGUUCUCAGUUUACUACUUUAAUUGGAACUCGGAAAGUUCAGCCGGCCGGUGAUGAAGACGAUUGAGACUAAGGAACUCACAUUGAAGGUUAAGAAUUUCUCCAAGCGGAAAGAAACCGAGAUCUACUCCGACAUUUUCCUAGCCGCGGGCCACAGAUGGAGGAUUAUGAUUUACCCGUAUGGGAAACGUCGUAUUCCCGGUUUUCUGGCAGCAUAUGUGAAAUUUGUCGACUGGAAAACAGAGCCCUGGGGAUGGAAUGUGCCAGCGAUCAUCAGCUUGACUCUUCUCGACCAACUCAACGGCACCUCCUCUGUGCGAAAGUGUUCGGCAACCAAUUUCCAUGGAAAAUCUUAUACCUCCUGGGGAUUCCACCGAUUCGUGUCACGGGCCGAUCUUCGUGAUCCUCAGAAAGGGUUCCUCCUCGAUGAUACCCUUCUUAUUAAGGCAGUGGUUUCUACAGCUGUCGAGACUAUUGAAGCUCCAAGUUAGCAAUUUCAUUGAAUCUGUGCCUUGAACGAGAAGUAGUAUCGGUUAGGCCAUAUGUCUUUUUGCCAUGGUGACUACAGUUGAAAGGGUGAUUUAGUUUUUGUUAGAAACAUCCUUUUUUUCUUCUUGGAAGUUAUUCCAGUAUUUAUUUAUGUUAAGGGAGUAAAUUAUAUGGAUAGUUAACGGGGAAUUAGAUUAGACCUUAUAUUCUGUAAUUGUGGAAACUUUUUCAUCAAGAAACUACUCG
Molecule: messenger RNA, 781 nt
Organism: Linum tenue
Lineage: Eukaryota; Viridiplantae; Streptophyta; Magnoliopsida; Malpighiales; Linaceae
Source: the annotation of a GenBank genome assembly